UGUCAUUAGAAACUUUCUUAAAUAAAUAUAAAAUAACGGGUUUACACAGAUAUAUUUUAUCCGCUGAUCUCAAAAUGAAAUCUAGCAUUCCGCGGUUAUGGCCAGAAUUCGAAUGGUAUGAUAACAAAUCAUCAAUAAUAGAACAAAUAAACUUAAUGAUGGAGACAUACCAAGAAGAACACAAUAUUAAAAACACAAAAAUACUUAUUCUCGGUCCGCCGUGUUCAGGAAAAACAAAACUAGCAAAAAAACUGUCUAAUUAUUAUAACGUGCAGUACUUGGAACCGAAACAAUUUGCUGAAGACUUAGUUGAUAGCAUAGUAGUCAUUUUUUGAUUCACAACUUUUACAAAACCUUAAGUACUAAUAUUAUGUAUGUGUUGGUUUAAUAAAGAGAAAUGAGAUUAUGACACUGAAAGAACGCAAAAAUAUAGAUAUAUCGACAGAUUCAUUAGGAAAAGAAGAUCCUUACAUCACAGAAGUGAUUGGAAAUUUAGAAGAAGAGUUAAACAUAUUAUACUCCUCUAUGGACGCAAAUGAAGGACAAUUGGAAGAUGUUCAUUUGUUAUCAUAUUUGCGUAAAGAUAUUUUUGCAAAUUUAAAUUACGUUUUGGAUGGAUAUCCAACAUCAAUUCGUCAAUUCAAGCUACUUUUUUCGGAGCAGAAUUGUCCAGAUAAAAUUGACAAUACCACAAUACCAGAAUUAGCAAUAUGUUUGAAUCAGAAUUUAUCAUCAAAUUUACCUAUAUAUUUCAAUGAAAAUGAUGAUAAUUCGCAAAAAGAAACUGAUAUCACUGAAAAUCAAAGUUUAAAACGUCAUUUAUUAUUUUCUGAAAUAAACAAUGUGUCCCCUUCAGAUCCAGAACUAUUUUCAGCGCCAAAUUUACAAGCCAAAGCUAAUAAACCAAUACUCAAGACUUCACUAAGUGGUAUUAAUAAUAAAAGUAGUUUACAUAAACAACGUCAAAGUAAAGAAAAAAAAGCUUGGAAUGAAGAAGAUCAAAAAAAUAUUUUGAAAAUAUUAAAUAUUCAUUAUGUUCAAAUCAAAACUUUUAAUUCUCCCUACAUACCAAUAGAAUACCAGAAAACUACAAAGAAUAUUUCAGAAGACAUAAACAUUGAUGAAAUAACCAAUACAAUUAUCAAAGAUUAUUAUUUUUUUAAACCAAGACAUAAAGACCAAUCUAAAUUAUUUGAAGAAACGCAAUUUUCUAAUUUAAUAUCCAACAUAGAUAUAUCAAAUAAACAAAAUACUGAUGAAAACCAAAAAAAAUCAUUUGAAGCUAAAAGUUUAUUGGAAAAACAGUAG
This is a messenger RNA of Daktulosphaira vitifoliae (grape phylloxera), 1308 nucleotides long. RefSeq lists its product as uncharacterized. Bases 406 to 1308 code for a protein of 300 amino acids. Lineage: Eukaryota; Metazoa; Arthropoda; Insecta; Hemiptera; Phylloxeridae. The record is from RefSeq and is a predicted model, not a curated record. The transcript has 7 exons.